Messenger RNA from Lepus europaeus (European hare), 2097 nucleotides. It is a transcript of the gene CCDC177, whose product is annotated as coiled-coil domain containing 177. The record is from RefSeq and is a predicted model, not a curated record. The transcript has a single exon. The coding region runs from base 1 to 2097 and encodes 698 amino acids. Lineage: Eukaryota; Metazoa; Chordata; Mammalia; Lagomorpha; Leporidae.
AUGGUGGACCCGGUGCCCGAGGAGGAGAAGGAAGGCGCGGAGCCCAGCGGGGCGGGAGGGGACGCGGCUGCGGCGUCCGUGCCCCCGGACGCCCAAGGCGCCCAGCAGCCCGAGGCCGCGUCUGCGUCGUCGUCGGCGGCGGCGCCCGGCAAGGCCGAGGUCACGUGCGCAGCAGAAGGCGGGCGGCGGGAGCAGUCCCCGCUCCUGCACCUGGACCUCUUCAACUUCGACUGCCCCGAGGCCGAGGGCAGCCGCUACGUGCUGACCAGCCCGCGCUCUCUGGAGGCCUGCGCCCGCUGCGCCGUCAAGCCCGUGGAGCUGCUGCCGCGGGCCCUGGCCGACCUGGUGCGCGAGGCCCCGGGUCGCUCCAUGCGGGUGGCCACCGGCCUGUACGAGGCGUACGAGGCGGAGCGGCGCGCCAAGCUGCAGCAGUGCCGGGCGGAGCGCGAGCGCAUCGUGCGCGAGGAGAAGCGGCGCCUCUUCACGCCGUUGGGCCCCGCGGCCGCCGCGGCCCCGGCGCCCAGUGCGGGCAGCAGCAGCAGCUGCAGCAGCGCCAGCCUCCCGGCCUCGCCGGCACCGCGCGCGGCCCGCAAGGCCUCCUCCAGUCCCUCCCCAGCCCGGACCCAACCUCCGCCCGCGGGCUCUCGGACAGGUAGGAAGAGCCACUCGCUGGACUCGCUGUCCCGCCGGCGGGAGGGCGCCCUCAGCUCCGAGUCUGGCGCGUCGUCGUCGUCCUACAGCGGGGAGAGCCUGCGGGAGCUGCGCUGGCCGCCGCGGGCUUCGGCCCGGAACAGUUACCCGGCGGGGUCGGCGGCCUCGGCCCCCAACCCUCUGGGCCGCCCGACCGCCUUGACCUUGGUUCCCAUCACCGGCCGCAGCUUCAGCCUCGGCGACCUGAGCCACUCGCCGCAGACGGCGCAGCACGUGGAGCGCAUCGUGCGCCAAGUGCGCGCAGAGCGCGGCCUACGCGGGGUACCCGAGCGCGACCGGAAGAUCGCGGCGCUCAUGCUGGCGCGGCACCAGGAGGAGCGCCUGCUGCUGGAGCAGCGCGCCGCGGCCCACGGCCAGUGGGAGCAGCAGCGCGUGCGAGCCGAGCAGCGGCGGGAGCGCGAGGAGCGCGAGAAGCAGCGCGCGCUGGAGCAGGGCCGCCGCGCGUGGGCCGCGCAGGUGGAGGAGCGGCGAGGCCGCAGGGGCCGCGAGGAGCGCGAGGCGGCCCGGCAGCGGCAGCGGCAGUGCGAGCGCAGCGAGGAGCGGCGGCGGGAGCUGGCCGAGCGCCAGGGCCUGCUGCGGCGGGAGCGGCUGGAGCGCGCGGCGCGGGAGGACCGGCUGCGCAAGCUGCAGCAGGAGCAGAACCUGAAGCAGCGCGAGGAGGGCCUGCAGGAAGGGCGCGAGCGGGCCGAGCAGGUGCGCCGGGAGCGCGCCCAGCGCGCCGCCCGCGCCAAGCAGACGCAGGAGGGCCAGCUGCGGCGGGAGAAGCGGGAGCUGGGCCGGGCGGAGCGCGCGCGCCACGAGGCGCUGGUGCAGGGGCGCGCUCGGCGGCAGCGCGAGGAGUGGGAGGGCCUGCGGAGUUCCCUGGAGGCCAGCUUGGGCCGCGCGCAGGAGAACUACGAGCAGAGGGUGGAGCAGCGCGCCCGGGAGCUGCGGGAGCGGGCCCGGCGCGAGGAGCUGCAGGGGAGGCGCGCCAAGGAGGCGGCCGAGCGCCAGGAGCGGCAGCACCAGGCGCACCUGGAGGCGUUGGCCCGGGCCGGGGAGCGUCGGCUGCAGCACGCGGCGCAGGUGGCCGAGGAGGCGGUGCAGCAGAAGGCGCGGCGCGCCGUCCAGACUCGGCUGGAGAAGGAGCGGACCCAGCGCGCCAACAAGGAGAAGGUGGAGAGGGACGAAGACUGCCGCCGGCGGGAACUGAUCCAAGCCAUAGGGCGCAAGCUGGAGCGCAGCGAGCAGCUGUCGAGGGAGCGGCGCAGCGCGCUGGAGAGUGCCCGCUCCACAGCGCGGGCCUCCUUCCACGUGCGCGAAAAGGUUCGAGAAGAGACCAACACGCGCUCCUUCGACCGCAUGGUGCGGGAGGCCCAGCUCCACGCCAGCCUGGAUCGCAAGUGA